AUUUCUUGGAUAUUGAUUUAUUGAUGUGCUAGCUUCUACUACAAUAUUCUUUUUCGGAAUUCUGCUGAAAAUGCGGAAACCUCCUAUGGUCACGUGCGAAUUGGUCUCUUCGCCAGAUAGAAAGACGCUGUUCGCCACUCGAGUCGAUUCCGGGCCUAUAUCGAGGAAAAAAUUCGACGAUUAUGAGAAAUUGUACAGUAAGUUGAAAGACCAUCUUCCUGCUUCGAUUUCAUCACCGCCAAGGAAGAAACUUCUACAAGCGGAGGCAAAAUUACAGGAAAAACGACGGCAUUGGAUUAUUGCAUUUGCGCAAACAGUGCUUUCAACUCAAUAUGAUAAUGAAGAGGUUCGCGACUUCUUUGCAAUUGGGAAUCUCGAUGAUUCCAGUGACUCCCACGUCGACCUUGGGCCCAAAGAAAGAACAACGGCAAAAGCCAGCGAUUUUGAUUUCCUGACAACCAUCGGAAAAGGCAGCUUUGGUCGCGUUUUCCAAGUGAUGCACAAAGAAACUGGGAAGAUCUAUGCAAUGAAGGUUCUUUCCAAAGAGCAUAUAAGAAAGAAGAACGAGGUCAAACAUGUGAUGGCAGAGCUGAGCGUACUGAAGGCAAAUUUCCAUCAUCCAUUCCUGGUGUCGCUACAUUUCUCCUUCCAAAACAAAGACAAAUUAUAUUUUGUACUGGACCAUCUAAAUGGUGGUGAGCUAUUUUCUCAUUUGCAAAAGGAGAAACACUUCUCCGAAUCUAGGAGCCGAUUCUAUGCUGCACAAAUUGCAUCAGCAUUAGGCUAUCUCCACGAUAAUAAUAUUAUCUAUAGAGAUCUAAAACCAGAAAAUUUGCUUUUGGACAAGUAUGGAUAUGUAGUUCUGACAGAUUUUGGUUUGUGCAAGGAAAAUAUGACUCCUACAAGUACCACAUCGACAUUCUGCGGAACACCAGAGUAUCUUGCUCCAGAGAUCAUUCUAAAGAAGCCAUAUAAUGUCUCCGUCGAUUGGUGGUGCCUUGGCUCAGUCCUUUACGAAAUGCUUUAUGGUUUGCCACCUUUUUACUCAAGAGAUCAUAACGAAAUGUACAAUCGCAUAGUAAACGAGCCACUCAGAAUCAAACGAAGCAUCUCUAAUACUUCUACCGAUAUAAUAACAGGCUUCCUGCAAAAAGACAAGAAUAAGCGACUCGGUCACAGGGGUGACUUCGCUGAGGUCAAGGAGCACGAAUUUUUCAAAGUUAUUGACUGGGCGAAACUUAUGCGACGAGAAAUUAAAGCUCCAUUUAUUCCGCGGAUUGAGAGUGAAACGGAUGUACGCAACAUAGCCGAAGAUUUUGUUAAAAUCAAGAUCAAUCCAGAAUCGCUCGAUCCGAGGAAUGUCGCCAUAACCCAACGUGAUCAUGACUUCGUGGAUUUUACGUAUGUGCAGAAGAAUUUGGACAUUUGAACUCUUACAUUAUAAAUAUGUCU
Cylicocyclus nassatus is the source of this 1452-nucleotide messenger RNA. The record is from the annotation of a GenBank genome assembly. Lineage: Eukaryota; Metazoa; Nematoda; Chromadorea; Rhabditida; Strongylidae.